UUACAAAAUAUGUAUGAAUCAAGGUUGAACACAUUGCUAUUUUUUUGCAUUAAAAUAAAGCUCCGUAAUUUUGUUAGUUACAUAAAAAUAAAAUAGAAUUAUUAUAAAAUAUUGGUUACAACUAUUGAAAAAUGAAUGAAGUUAAUAUUCUUAGAAAUUUAAAGAAAACAUCUGGAUCGUGGUUAUUUUCUAGUUUAAAAAAUUUUGCGAAUCUUUCUUUUGUACCAAAAUAUGAACCACCGAAGCCAAAUGAUUUAAUUCAGCUUGAAAAUUUCAUAAGAAAUGAAGGCAAAAUAUGUGUUUUAACUGGUGCAGGUGUUUCAACAGAAAGUGGAAUUCCCGAUUAUAGGUCUGAAGGAGUUGGAUUAUAUGCUACUAGUAAUAGAAGGCCUGUUUUAUACCAAGAUUUUAGAAAACAUGAUCAUAUCAGGAAGAGGUAUUGGGCUAGGAAUUAUAUCGCAUGGCCGAGGUUUUCGGAAUUCCAACCGAAUUUCAGUCAUAAAAUUCUUAAAUAUCUAGAAGAUUUAAACAUCGUAUCAUGUAUUAUUACUCAAAAUGUUGAUAGAUUACAUUCAAAAGCAGGUAGUAGUCAGGUAAUAGAAUUACAUGGAACUGGUUACACUGUUAUGUGUUUAAACUGUGAUAGUAAAAUUAGUAGAGAAGAUUUUCAACAUAUUUUAGACAAAUUAAAUCCAACCAUUAACGCUAAUAGCAAAGAAAUACGGCCGGAUGGUGAUAUUGAACUUUCAGACGAACAAGCCCAAGCGUUUGUUUUACCGUCUUGUGAAAAUUGUGGUGGUAUAUUAAAACCUGAUAUUGUAUUUUUUGGAGACAACGUACCAAGACAUACUGUUGAGCAAGUUCGACAUGCCGUUGACGAAGCUGAUGCGUUAUUGGUACUUGGUACAUCUCUAACUACAUUUUCCGGAUAUAGAAUAAUUUUACAAGCUGUUGAAGAAAAAAAGCCAAUUGCAAUUGUUAAUAUUGGUGAAACUAGAGCUGAUAAGUAUGCAGCUAUUAAAUUAAAUUCUGGAUGUGGUGAAGUUUUCAAACAACUAUUUCCCAAUUUAAAUUUUCAUAGUUAGAUGAAUACAUAAUUGAGUAGACAAUGACAAAUGUAAAUAAAUUAUAUUUAUUGAAAUAUAACUAAAAUUUUAUGCGUGCAAUAAUUAUUCUUUUCAGUUGUUAAAAUUCGUUGAAAUAUUUAGUUUAAUUCGUGCUAGUCAAUGACAUACGUCAAAUAUUAAAUGAAAUAUAUUAGUAUAGAUCAGGCAAAAAAAGAGCACUGAGAUAUAAACUAAUGAAAUCUGUUUAGCAUGAAAUCUGUAGUUCACAGAAUUUAGGAAGUUUUACCUCGUUUGGUUGAAUCAAAUUGAUACAGCUCUGAAAAAUUCCAUUUCUGAUAAUUUCAACACCCAAUCGGUUAGUUGAAAUUCUAAUGAAUAGCUAAAAGAGCUUCGAAUUUGUUAGUAAAUCAUAAAUAAACGAAGAAAAUGAAA
This is a messenger RNA of Cotesia glomerata, 1499 nucleotides long. It is a transcript of the gene Sirt4, whose product is annotated as NAD-dependent protein deacylase Sirt4-like. The coding region runs from base 132 to 1085 and encodes 317 amino acids. Gene Ontology annotation, molecular function: NAD-dependent protein lysine deacetylase activity; NAD+ binding. The transcript is spliced from 3 exons. Lineage: Eukaryota; Metazoa; Arthropoda; Insecta; Hymenoptera; Braconidae. The record is from RefSeq and is a predicted model, not a curated record.